This is a messenger RNA of Vitrella brassicaformis, 3758 nucleotides long. Lineage: Eukaryota; Vitrellaceae. The record is from the annotation of a GenBank genome assembly.
GGCUUGUCGAAGCAUUUCUCCUCUCACCGCAUCAUGGCAGGGAAGAAGGGCCCCGAGAAGCCCAAGGCAGACAUCGCAAAUCUGCAGGUACUACUGGAAGGGAAACAUGCCAUUCAUUUCAACGUCGCCCUGUUGCAGAUAUCUCAGUAUGGCGGGUUUGCGGCACGAAAGGCCAAGGAGAGGGCCGAGCUGGAGCCGUCCAUCGACGUGCUGCUGGAGACCUGCAAGCAGCGGCUCCUGGAGGCAAAGAAGGAAUACAUGGCCGUCACAAGCCAGCUGGGCAAAGGCCAGGCCGCCAACCUCGAUGUCGAGCCCAAAUUCGCUGCCAUGCAGGUCGACAAGAGCCUGCAUGGCGUCUCCCCAACCAUAGAGAGAUGUUUCGAUGAAUGGUGUUUGGUUUGUCUGCAGGCGGCACUUCAGCAGCUGCAGAGGCAAGCCGUCGACGAGUCCGAUGACCGAGCGGCCCUUUCAACCGUGGCCGCAGUAACCCGCCGCUCAGCAACGUACCGGAGCGGCGCACAGGCCGCAUUUAUCGCAACAUUAAGGGCGCUGCUCCAUGACCUCUUGCUGACCACUGACCCGUACCUCUCUCUCUCUCUGAGCAUGGUCAGUUCUGUCCUGCUGCUGUCUCUUGGUCUUUUUUCUUGCAGAGCCAGUCGAUUGGACCACUUGGACAAGACGUUCAGGUGGUAAGUUAAGCUGGCUGGCACGGACGUCUCAUGUGUGAGCCAGGCAGACACAGGCACACACACAUACACGCCCGCAGCUGAUUAUGCCAAGUGUUUCUGUGUGUCUGAUGACAGGUUCAAGAAGGAGGCUGCCAGUUGGGGAGUAGACAUGGAAGGAAUCGCUGCGGUACCGACACAAGCCCGGCACACCGAGGGAUGGAGAGAUGGAUGGCUGGGGGGAUGGGUGACGAUAUCCCUGGUGUGUUCAGGCGGAAUCAGGUGAAGCCGAAGGCCCGACCGAAGUCGGUGCAGGCUUGAAGGAGGGCGAGGGCACAGAAGAGGACCAGCAAGCUGAAGAGGAGUCUGCCGAAGGAAGUAGCGAAUCCGAGGGGCAGGAGGAGCAGCAGCUACCUGAAGAGCAAAUCAAGGAGGACAUCGCUGCAGCUCAGGAAGGUGAAGAGCUCGACCCGUCCCGCUUUCCCGGCAGCACCUUCUAUUCCGCUGAUUGGAAGCAAGAAGAGCUGCCCAGAGAAGAAGAGGAGACCCCCAAGGUUCGACCGAAGAGCCUACUGGCCCGGCUGAUGCCUUCUUUGAAGCCCCUGACGCCGCCCGAGCGACUCCGCCAGGAUUACCGCACCAAAGAGCUGUUUCGGAGCGACAUCCAGCCUGCAGAGGGGCGCUCUCACACGCCAUCCACAACAACGGGCGGCGGGAUGUUCUCAGGCGUCCCAUCCACAGGGCGAUGGGCGCACAAAGGCAUGGCUGUGUCCCGCCCUGAGACAGCCCACAUUGCUCUCACCACUCCUUCCCAGCCGGCGUCUGCUCUCGGGUCCAGGCCGGUGUCUCGCCCAUCUGGGAUGAGGGAGAGGCAGAGGGGCGAAGACGGGACUGUCCUGACGGGCAAAGGGCCGACCGAUGUCGUGCAGUCGCAGAAAUGGGGUGACAACGAGACAAGAAGUCGCCACACACACCACUUUGUCUGUUUUGUCUAUUUUGCCUCCUGUGCAGAUUCUUCUUGGCAGCGAGCGGCUGAUAUCGGGAGGGGCCCCAGGACUGCAAUGGAUACCGGGACCGCGAGACUGCUCUUGCCAUCGGAGUUGUCAGCACUGCGUUGCCGUGGAAACGCCAGAGGCAAACAUUGCGUUCUACUGAUUGCAGGUCUGUCGGCCAGCGGUGGAUUGCCAAGCGGCACGCACAAGUCGACGAGGCCAUGUAAGGAGGAGACACAAACAUGCCAUGGAUGCGGAAUGCCACCGGCUCCCUGGUCCUUCCUCAGUCGCCGAGAGGAGUUCUCUGCCUUCAUGAGCGACUAUGCGUCGAGGCAAAGGCGUCUAGAAGAAGCCAUCAAUCGGUCACACCUCGCAGACAUGAGACACGUCCCCCAAACGCCCAUUCUCUGUCUGUCUGUCUGUCCGUUCGCCCGCCCGCCUGUCUGCCUCUUUAGGCGCAUCGAAGCCAAGCGGUACGGGGCCACCCUGCAGCAGCGGGCCUACAUGAUGCCCCCUGACGCCCAUCUAGACGUCCAUGAAGACAUGGCAGCGCAACAGCGAUACCUUCAGUUGAGGAAGGACGAGGACGAGCGCCAAGGCCGGCAGCAGCGGAGCCAGGAGGACCAGCCCGGCGAGUCGAGUCUGCUCUCGCGGACAGCCUCGAGGCUGCCGAGCGCGGCUGUCAGUCGAAGGAACACCGUGAUGCCUCAGGCCGAAGAAGCAGAUGAGACGGCGAAUGAGUGUGAGCUUGCUGAAAGAGCGAGACAAACAGACACGGGCGCUGUCUCGCCUUCCAAGUCUCAUUCAUUGUUGCUGCUGCUGGUUGGUUGCCUGCGUGGGUCCGUGACAGUCGAUGAGAUGCUGCUGUCUCGCCCUCCACUGUUGAACCUUGUCGGGUCGACUCAGGUACGCUACCUACACCUGUCGCUGUCUGCAAACACAUGUGCAAGCAUGCUUUGAAAGGGACGUUGUGUGUGUGUGUCUUUUCAGCUGGCAGCUCCCACUGAAGUGGAUUUGUCGCCGUCGGCAGCCCAGUCGCCAGAGGCCGCAGACGCGACUGCCAUCGAUGAGUCAGUCAGCAUUCUUUGCGUCAAUCGAGUGGCAGACAAACAGUCCACAUUAAUGAAUCACGCCGGGAUGCAUGUGUGUGUUUUGCUUUGCAGGGCUUCGCGGCCGGGAGUCUCCAUCAAGCCCGGGGAAGACGUGCAGCAGCACGAGUUGAUGCUCAAGAGGCACCUGUACCAGCACCUCAUGGUGAGUCAGACACAUCAAGCAAGCAAUCAUCUCUCUGUUUCUGUGCGCAUGAAUGCACCAGGCGAUCCCCGGCUACGAGCAGGAUGGUUCUCCGCUGUCCCCCCCCUCACUCACGUCACCAUCUCUGGCACCAUACCCACCCAGGCAGCACAUCGACAAACGGCACGACCCCUGUGCUGUCCUCGCCGCGCCCUGCACACUGUGGAGUGCCAAGCACCACCUGACGAAGAAGGAGGACCAGGGGAGUGGAGGUGGCUUGUCGCUUGAUGCCAUCAGGAGGAGGCAGUUGUGGGAGGUGGAGACGGCCAAGCAGAUGAUGGCCAAGAUGGGCACGAUGGUCGACAGUGCCGUCAUUGACAAGGGGCUCGUCAUGCCACUGCACCAGCUCAAACGAGGGUACGCAGGGAGGGAGGGAGGGAGGGAGGGACACACUGCUCGACCACUCAGCCCAACAGCAUCACUGUUUGUGUCUGUCUCUGUGUGUGUCUGUCUGUGUGCCCACCCGCCCACAGUGUGGCUCCUCACACGACUGUGCCCCGUCUGUUGAUCAACCCGCUUUACGAGACCAAGGAAGGAGAAGGCCGGCAAGGGCAAAAAGAAAAAGGCCGGAGGCAAGAAAAAGAAAAAGUGAUCAAUGACCGUACCGACCGACCGGACUGUGCGUUUGAGUGAGUGAAUGAAGAGCCGAGAAGCUCAGCACGGACAGACAGACAGCCAGCCAGACAGACAGACAGACGGACGGACAGACGGGCGUAUGAUCGGUUCAAUUUGGUGUGGCCAUUGUGAUGAAUCCGGGCCAUUGCGUUGGUCUUAGCUGAGUGACGCCACUACGGUGUUAAAGCGUCGG